AUGACAUCAUUGGGUAUUAGAAAAGUCCUUGACCUCAACCACGGAAAAUUGAGCAAGGCAUUGACGAGCCUCCCGAAACGCGAUGAACAUGUUAAAAGCGUAGACGAAUUGGACUCGCGGAGAGAGAAGAACGACACCCCAUCCAAAGUCGCACUAGAAGAAAUGGUCGCACCUACGGUUAUGAGAUCCUCUAUCCAUUUACCAACAUUGAAAUUACCACAAUUCAACGGCGAUCUGUUAAAAUGGCCUGAAUUCUGGGCGAGAUUCCAGGCAGAAGUAGGAUCUCAGACCAUUCCAGAGGUCACGAAAUUGAAUUAUUUGCUUAAUUGCCUUGUCGGAGCAGCCAAGGCGACAGCCUCAGGAUAUGCAAUAAUCCCUGAGAAUUAUGAAGUUGUCGUAACAGUGCUCCAACAAAGAUACGGAGAUGAAAACCUAAUAAAGAAGCAUCUCCAGAGCGAAUUAAAGCAUUUACCGACAGCCCAAUUCAAAAACCUUCGACCCAACAUAGAAAAAAUGGAGGUCAUCCUCAGAUAA
This is a messenger RNA of Anisakis simplex (herring worm), 534 nucleotides long. Lineage: Eukaryota; Metazoa; Nematoda; Chromadorea; Rhabditida; Anisakidae. The record is from the annotation of a GenBank genome assembly.